Messenger RNA from Meira miltonrushii, 1098 nucleotides. RefSeq lists its product as uncharacterized. The transcript is spliced from 2 exons. The record is from RefSeq and is a predicted model, not a curated record. NCBI's taxonomy places the organism in Eukaryota, Fungi, Basidiomycota, Exobasidiomycetes, Exobasidiales, Brachybasidiaceae. Bases 1 to 1098 code for a protein of 365 amino acids.
AUGUGUAACAAUAAAGCUUCAUCAGGAGCACGAAUACGUUCUUCUGUGAUUGCCGAUGCGCCAUCAGUUGAUCCUAAAACGUUCAAUAAGGCUUCAAUUGGCACAGUGGAUGGUAUGUUGACGGGUAACCUUGCCAAGCCACCUAAUCCACCGCCACCGCCAUCUCCAAUAGCCAUUUCAACCUCCAUCUUGACAAAGAUGGACAUCGGAGGACUGCCGGUGAACAUAUUCGGAUUAGAAGAAUUAACGCCAGCUUCAUCAAGAGCUUCAGCUCCAACUCCGCCCGAUCUAUGUAUCGCAAUUCACAUGCACGGAAGAGGAGGAUCGGCUGAUAACGAAGAAAAGAUUGUUCGUCAGAUAUAUGAUAGGGUUGAAAGAAGCAAACAGCAAUAUGCACAACAAUCACAAGGACAAACCUUUGAAUUUCUAGCUGUCUCUUUUGAUGCAAGAAAUCAUGGUCAUCGAAUGACGAACGAAAUCGGACAAAAAGGUUGGAAACAAGGUAAUAAAGCUCACGCCAUGGAUCUAUACUCAAUGAUCGUUGGAACAGCACAAGAUGUUUCAUUUUUGGUUGAUUUCUUACCUUCUUUUCUCUUCCCAUACGAUGAAAGAAGGGUUGUCAAUUUUGCAGUAACGGGAAAAAGUUUAGGAGGACAUGCCGUUUGGCACGUUCUUGCUAAAUGUGAUCGUAUCAAGAUUGGUGUACCGUUUAUCUCUUGUCCUGAUUUAGGAAGACUUUUUGCUCAACGUGCACCAAAAUCAUUCGUUACCAACGGUCCUCCCUAUAUCCCCGCUUCUCUUUCUUCGCUCAUUUCACAAGUCGAUCCCGCUUCCCUACCCUACAAUGCGCCCGAUCCUAGUCAAAAUCCUUUCUGGGGCAAACGGAUAUGCAUAUGUAAUGGGCAAGAAGACCGACUGGUACCAUGGCCAUGUGCGGAAAGGUUUGUACAACAAUUAAAAGUUGGACCUCCUAAUGUUCAAAGAAAUAAUCUUCGCGUUGUAUUGCAAGAAGGGAUAGGACAUGAAGUUACCGAACAAAUGAUCGAAGAGGCAGGCCAUUGGAUCUUUGUGCAUGGUAUGCUUUAUGAAAUUCAAUGA